AUGGCGACGUCCUAUGAAUCGUUCUCACAGAAAUUCAAAGUUGCUUUGAUCCAGCUUCACCCCAAACCUCUUGACCUGGAACACAACUUCAACGCUGCAUCGACUUACAUCCGCGAUGCUGCCGCACAAGGGGCGUCGCUAGCAGUGCUGCCCGAGUACCAUCUAACAUCGUGGGUCCCAGAAGAUCCCCAGUUCGCCGUCCUGGCCCAAACUGCUUAUCAAUACGUGCCCAAGUAUCAAGCCCUGGCCCGGGAGUUGAAGAUCAAUAUUGUUCCGGGGACGAUCGUCACCAUUGAUCCGAAAUCGCCGCCUCCCGCAGCCAGCAACGGAACGUCCGCAGACUCUACCAGACAACCCGUUCUCCUCAAUAUCGCCCCUUUCAUCUCCUACACAGGCGAGAUUUUGGGUAGUUACACGAAGGCAAACUUAUGGAUCCCAGAACGCACAGUUCUCACGUCGGGUCCGGCCUCCGUCAAGGUCAAUCAACAUCAUCUAUCCACAGAGGAGGGCCCACCGCCUCACCUAGAUCCUCAUUCAAUGAUAGAAACUCCCCUGGGACCUGUGGGAAUUGUGAUAUGCUGGGACCUAGCGUUCCCCGAAGCCUGUCGGUCUUUGGUCCGUCAGGGUGCACGUCUAAUUAUCAUCCCCACCUUCUGGACGAGGGAUGAUCUGACCCCGGAAGCGAGGGCGUACGGACCAGAUGUGGAUCUUCAGUUUUUGAGUUCUGCCCUCAUUACGAGGUCUUUUGAGAAUACUUGCGCCAUUAUUUUUGUCAAUGUGGGCGGCCCAAAGUCGGAGGGGUAUGCCGGGUUAAGUCAAGUGGUGUUGCCGCUUGUUGGGAAAGUCCCCGGAUCGUUUGACGAUGGAGAACCAGGAAUGAAAGUUGUGGAAUGUGAUAUGAGGACGGUCGACGUGGCCGAAGAGAACUACAAGAUAAGGGAGGAUCUGAAAAGGGAGGACUGGCACUAUGGAUAUAGUCACGAAAAAUAA
Fonsecaea pedrosoi CBS 271.37 is the source of this 990-nucleotide messenger RNA. RefSeq lists its product as uncharacterized. The coding region runs from base 1 to 990 and encodes 329 amino acids. NCBI's taxonomy places the organism in Eukaryota, Fungi, Ascomycota, Eurotiomycetes, Chaetothyriales, Herpotrichiellaceae. The record is from RefSeq and is a predicted model, not a curated record. Gene Ontology annotation, molecular function: hydrolase activity, acting on carbon-nitrogen (but not peptide) bonds, in linear amides. The transcript is spliced from 2 exons.